Pediculus humanus corporis (human body louse) is the source of this 2238-nucleotide messenger RNA. RefSeq names its product Calpain A, putative. The transcript has 11 exons. NCBI's taxonomy places the organism in Eukaryota, Metazoa, Arthropoda, Insecta, Psocodea, Pediculidae. Gene Ontology annotation, biological process: proteolysis. Bases 1 to 2238 code for a protein of 745 amino acids. Gene Ontology annotation, cellular component: cytoplasm. Gene Ontology annotation, molecular function: calcium-dependent cysteine-type endopeptidase activity. The record is from RefSeq and is a predicted model, not a curated record.
AUGAAAUGCUGCAAAAGUGAACUGGAUUUGAGUUCUUGUCGUACGAUGCACCAACCUUCAAUUGGAUGGAACAAUGUGAACGGAAACAUCAAUCAACUUGGGGGGAAGCCUAACGGUCAUUUUCAAAAUGGAUUAACGUCGAGACCUUGGUCAAAUGGUAUACUGCCUAGAGCAGAUGAUAAACAAUCAACGCUUUCCAGGUAUUGGACUGUUGAGAGGCCAAGAAAUGGAAAAAUCAAUAGUUAUCAUGCCGUGAAAAGAAGUUGCAGGGAAAGAGGUAUUCUUUUUGAAGAUGCCUCGUUUCCCCCCAAUAACAGGUCUUUAAGUCUCCAUAAAAAAUUACCCUUACAACCAAUAAUUUGGGCGAGACCUCACGAAUUGUGCCAGAGACCGAAAUUCACGGUCGAAAAUUGUUCCGAUAAUUUAGAAAAUUCAAGGUUUGACAUAGAGGUUGGAGAAUUAGGAGAUGUUUGGUUAUUAGCUGCCAUCUCUUCUCUUACGCUUACCCCUAGAUUUCUUGAAAGAGUGGUGCCCCCGGAUCAAUCAUUCGAUUCAAAUAAUUAUUGCGGAGUUUUUCGGUUUAGAUUUUGGCAUUUCGGAGAAUGGAAAGACGUGCUCAUAGAUGAUCGUUUACCGACUUUUAGAGGCAGGCUAAUUUAUAUACAUUCUUCGAAUCCCACCGUUUUUUGGGCUGCACUCUUAGAGAAAGCAUAUGCAAAAUUAUACGGAUGCUACGAAAAUUUACAUUUGGGUUUCACGACUCGAGCUUUUCAAGAUUUAACAGGAGGAAUCGUUCAAAGCUUCGGAUUGAAUAAUCAAGAAAAAUAUUUGACGUUUCAAGUACUCAAUAGCGCCGUUCCUAGGUCGACUUUAAUAAUUGCCAGUAUAAAUCCAGAAAAAGAAACAAAAAGGCAAUUGAGGCUUCGAAAUGGGUUACUAACUCAAAGUGCUUACAGCGUAACCGGAUUAGCCCGCGUUCGAAAUCAUUUGGGAGAAAUUCCAUUAGUGAGACUGAGAAAUCCGUGGGGCAAAGGUGAUUGGACGGGUCCGUGGAGUGAAAGAAGCUGGGAAUGGGAAGGUCUUAACGAUCGAGAUAAAGAAAUCCUGAGCACAAGAGCUCAAAAUGAAGGAGAAUUUUGGAUGUCUUUUGAAGACUUUGUUAAAAAUUUCACUCACUUGGAUUUGGUUCACGUGAGUCCAGAUGACUGGAUGAACGAACCAGCCUUACAAGCAAAACAACCUUGGAGGGCUGUCCUGGCCAGAAGAAGGUGGAGAAGUGGUUAUAAUGCCGGAGGAUCACCUAUUUACAUUGAAACAACAGCCGUGAAUCCGCAAUUUCGAAUUCAAAUUCCUCGAAGCUCGGGUAAUAAAUGUCACGUUGUCGUUUCUGUAACUCAGCACUACGAGACCUAUUCGAUAGAUAAUAAAAAAAGAAAGCCUCCUUUUGCUAUUGGUUUCGCAGUUUACGAAGUUCCACCGACUACAGUCAGAUUGACUCAAAAUUUCGUGACGGAACACAAACCUCUUGAUGUCACUAAUCAUUCGAUCGCGAGAGAAGUUGUGACUUUUUUUACAUUGCCUCCUGGAGAUUACAUUGUGGUGCCGCAAACAAAUGUUCCAAAUUGCGACAGCAAAUUUUUACUGCGAAUAUUUACCGACGAACAAAGUAAUAUUUGGGAAGUGAAUGAAGACAAUAUGGUUUUUCGUAAUAUAUCAACCGAAUACUUUGAAGAAGCUGUGAUACUGCCUGAUGGGAAACCCCUUAUUUCUAAAUUAUUGCUCAAAUAUCCUGUGGAAGUGGACGCUGUUCAACUUCAAAAAAUACUCAAGUCUCAUUGGAAAGCUUAUCUCACAGAGAAACCUAGUCUAGAGCUAUGCAAAAGUCUGAUAAUGUUAAGAGAUUACAAUAUAAGUGGAAAAAUCAAUGUUUCCGAUAUUCCAAUUUUAAUACACAUACUUCAAUUUUGGAGAAUGGCAUUUCAAAAAUUAGACAAAUCUCAUGGGAAUAAAACAAGCAGUUACAAUUUAAGAACAUUGCUAUGGGAAGCAGGAACAACUGUUUCCAAUAAAGUUUUAGAAUGCUUGGUACUAAGAUUUUCAAAAAAUAUGGUUUUAACAUCUGAAUGCUUUGUAAUGGCCAUGGUUAGGCUUUACCUGGCACACGAAAGAUAUCACAGUUUAGAUACAAAAAUGAAAAAAAAAGGUUUUAAAAAAGUAUCACAUGUGUUUUUAAUGUAA